This is a messenger RNA of Schistosoma curassoni, 1698 nucleotides long. The record is from the annotation of a GenBank genome assembly. Lineage: Eukaryota; Metazoa; Platyhelminthes; Trematoda; Strigeidida; Schistosomatidae.
AUGGGAAUUUGUUUGUGUCUUCAAAGGAGUACGAAACAAAGUCAGAACGACGGGGGUUCGCAUUAUUACCUAGGUUCGACUCCAACGACCGCAAACAAUGCGGCAAAGUACCUUUGUCACCAAACGCUUGAAGUUACGAAUAAUGGAACUACUGCCGACAUCGCUCCAACGAACGUCAACCAAGUGACACUGUACAACCUCGGUCCUAAAAAUUCUCUUGCCGUCUCGAGGAAUGUUGUGGCUGAUAUGCAUAUGACUUGUGUAGCUGGUCAGAAUAAUGCAAUAACGUCAGCAAUAUCUACUGUGUCUCCGGGGGGAAUUGGGGUCCAAGCGAGACCUUUGGUACAGGUCCGCGCCCUUUAUUCAUAUCAGGGCCACAACCAAGAUGACCUCUCGUUCCAGAAAGGAGAUAUAAUGUUUGUUAUAUCUGGUAUGUCUGAUGCAUGGUGGUUUGCAAGACAUUCCGACACUGGAAUGAGUGGGUACAUACCCAGUAACUACGUCUGUCUGAAUGAUGGACUUCCAACUAGCUUGGAUGCCUGGUAUGAUAUAGGUCGACGUGAAGCUGAUCGAAAACUUUUGCUAGUGGGGAACCCCAAAGGAACAUACCUUAUUAGACCUAGUUCAGAAACCCAGAAUUAUGCACUCUCUGUUCGACAUUAUGACUCCGAAAAAAAUAUGUGGGUUGUAAAACACUAUCGCAUUCGGAUCCUUGAUAAUAACGGUGGCUUCUUUAUUAGUAUUCGCACGACCUUCCCGAAUAUUCAGGACCUCAUAAAUUAUUAUACAGUACACCCAGAUGGUUUAUGCUGUCGAUUGUCUAUCCCAUGCCCACGUGCAUAUCGUCCACCCGUGCAAUUUCGUGAUUUUGAAAUUAAUCGUGAUAGCAUAACAAGAAUUCGAAAGUUGGGUCAAGGUACAUUUGGAGAAGUCUAUUUAGCUAAAUGGAAUGGUUCAGUCGAAGUAGCAGUUAAAAUGAGACUCGAUCCUACAGAUCGUAGUCGAUUUAUUGAAGAAGCACGCCUUAUGCAUGCUUUUCAUCAUCCACGUAUUGUUCAACUUUUGGGCGUAUGUACUGAACCGGAAGACCAACCAGUUUAUAUUAUUACUGAAUUAAUGCGCAAAGGAGCUUUAUAUGAUUUUUUACGUACAGAAGAAGGACAUAAAUUGACUUUGGAUGAUUUAAUUGAUAUAAUGGCACAGAUUGCUAGUGGUAUGUCGUAUUUGGAAGAAAUGAAUUCUGUUCACCGAGAUUUACGUGCAGCUAAUAUCUUAGUGGAUCAAGAUUACUCAGUUAAAGUUUCAGAUUUCGGAUUGGCUAAAAUUAUUAGCGAUGAUUCUCAUGCUGAUCCAAAUACUAAAUUUCCUAUUAAGUGGACAGCUCCAGAGGCGGCUUUACAGCAUAUCUUUAGUAUAAAGUCUGAUGUAUGGUCGUUUGGUAUAUUGAUGUAUGAGAUAGUCACUUACGGUGGAACGCCUUAUCCAGGAAUGACUACCCGUCAGACAGUAGCUGAGGUUGAAAAAGGUUAUCGAUUACCUUGUCCUCAUACUCCUGAACAUCCUUGUCCUGAUGACUUAUACAAUCUUAUGCGAAAAUGCUGGGACGCUAGACCAGAGAAUCGUCCUACAUUUCGUUCUUUGUAUGAUGUUUUUGAAAACUGGUCUACGCACACAGAAGCUCAAUAUCUAGAUAACUAG